UUCGUUUCAUUUCAACAGCAGGCAGCCGAAGCAAGGCUUGGCGGAAUGGUCGGCUGCCUUGAUUUCAAUUAAUUUUUCAUUAUACAUUUAAUGAUCCAUCAUCGCCAUCCAAACACAACUGUGCGUUUGAUACAUUUAUCUUCUGUUUUGGCGUCAAGAAGAGUGCACGAGAAAGAAAAAGCGCCUUGUUCUGGAGGCUGACCGGUGUAACGACACAGAUGGGACUGCACCAUAUAACAAGCAACGACGUUUCCCAUUUAAAGUUUUGGAUGAAUGCUUCAACAUAAGAAUUGUAACUGAGUUCACACCAAUAAGGGACGUGUUUCAUAUGAUUUUAUUGACACGUUUCGGGUCAAUGUGUUUUCCCAAGUGAAAACAUGGCUAGUUAGCUUCAGCUAGCUAACUCGCUAAAAGGCUAACUGCAUCAGUCUGGAGCAGGGUUGAGAUGUUCGUCUAAAUUUGGACCUAAGCUAGCUAAUCCAGGUAGCUAGCUAGCCACUGGCAACGUUUCUGUGACAAGCUGUCAAACCCAUUGUAUGUAGGAUUCUUUUAUAUGGUGAUUAUUGAUUGUGCGUGUUGGGAAAACUUGCAGAUCGAAACUUUGAUCACAUUUGCUGGCGGAGUUGUGGAAACCAAUGUUUCAUUGACAUCGCAAAGUUAGCCUGCUCGCUACCAAACGUGACUCUACUAUCCUCGACCUGUCAAUGGAAUUCCGAAUGAGUCAUUUCGGGUGUUGUCCUCCAAAAUUCGAAAAGCAGGAGGGCAGCUUCUAGAAUCCUACAAAAGCUGAUUUGUCAUCCCGCUACUCGUGGGAUGAGACCGAUAUUGAAAGGAAUCCAAUUUGAAUGUUUCCAAACAUGGGGUCUUUAAAAGCACUUCAAGAAUGGUGUCGGAUACAAUGCGAGAGUUACAACGAUGUAGACAUCAAGAACAUGUCAUCGUCUUUCCGGGAUGGCUUGGCAUUUUGUGCCAUAAUCCACCGAUAUAGACCGGAUUUGAUAGACUUUGACUCCCUCUCCAAAGAGAAUGUCUACGAGAACAACCGUCUGGCGUUUGAGGUGGCGGAGGAGGAGCUGGGAAUCCCUGCUCUGCUGGACCCAGAGGACAUGGUGUCUAUGAAAGUGCCUGACAGGCUGAGCAUCAUCACCUAUGUCUCCCAGUACUACAACUUCUUCACCAACAAGUCCCAUGCCAACCCCCCCUGCUUGAAGAGGUCCAGUGGUACAGGCCACAUUGAGCCGGCCCAGAAGAGACCAGUGGCCCCUCUGGAAGACAAAGUGGUUGAGCCCGAGCUGAGCCUACCUGGUCCGAUGGGUACGGACGGAGGGGUACAGGCGGGUGUGAAGCGUAGCACCCUCAGCAGCAGCUGCGCCGCCUGCCAGAGGCACGUCCACUUGGUGCAGAGGUUCCUGGUCGACGGAAAGCUCUACCACCGCAACUGUUUCAGGUGUAGGGAGUGUAGCAGCACUCUGCUGCCUGGGUCCUACAAGCUAGGAAACGAGGUCGGCUCCCUGGUCUGCACGCAUCACUUUGCCAGGUCUGCCUUAGCCAAUCAGAACGGCCGACCGGACCUAAGCAAGCGACCGACAAUGGUUCCAUCUGUCAGGAUUGGUCGACCCAUGCUGCCUCAAACUUCUCCUCCUUCUGGGAGGGACCAGGCGGCAAAGACGCCACCACAAAAAGAGACGCCGCCACAAAAAGAGACGCCGCCACAAAAAGAGACGCCGCCACAAAAAGACACUCCGCCACAAAAUGAGACGUCACAAAAAGACACUCCGCCACAAAAUGAGACGCCACAAAAAGACACUCCGCCACAAAAUGAGACGCCACAAAAAGACACUCCGCCACAAAAUGAGACGUCACAAAAAGACACUCCGCCACAAAAAGACACUCCGCCACAAAAUGAGACGUCACAAAAAGACACUCCGCCACAAAAUGAGACGCCACAAAAAGACACUCCGCCCCAAAAUGAGACGCCGCCACAAAAUGAGACGUCACAAAAAGACACUCCGCCACAAAAUGAGACGACGCCACAAAAUGAGACGUCACAAAAAGACACUCCGCCACAAAAAGAGACACCACAAAAUGAGAAGCCACCAAAAGUCACUCCGCCACAAAAAGAGACUCCUCCCCAAGAGGGCGUCACCAAUGAGGAUUACACCCCCACACCAACCAAUGACUCUGACUCUACACCAUGUCCUAUCUCAAUGACAAAAACAGACUCUUUGAAAACAGAGAACGAGAGGGAAGACGGUGCAGGAGAAAGGGAGGUCAAACCUCCACCCUCCAUUCCUCCCAACCCUUUCGAUGACAUCGCGGAGGAGGGGGAGGAGACUCCGACAACAGCCAAAGUCACAGCCAAUGGGGUUAUCCCUUCUACACCUGUCAGUCAUCUAGGACUAGGGGACAGUAAGCCAGUCCCUAUCCCUCGCCGCUUGUCACAGCCCUCCCCUCCACCUCGUCCCGCCCCCAGGGUCCGCCCACCCCGCGUUGACAACCUUGCGGUCAAUGGUGAUCGUGGUGAGCACAGGAGAUGUCUUCCUCCAGCUCCCAGACCUCGAGGAAGAUCCCACUCCCCUGGAAGCUCCAGUCUCUCCAGCGACGCCCCCAAACCCCCUAACCCGCCCUGGCUGGCCCUCGUCCAAUCCCAAGAACCCAAGAAGAAACCAGCACCUCCCCCUCCCCCUGGAGUGGCCACACCCCCACACACUGGUUCAUUAUCUUCUCUAAAAGGGGAGGGCUCCAGACCACCCACGCCCCCUGCACCUGCCAACCCCUUCGAUGAGGAAGAAGAUGAGGUGGGGUCAGGGGAGGGGUCAGUAGGAAGUUUGGUUUCUACCACUGUGGUGGUGAGUCAUCCGUGGUACAGCAUCUCCCAGGCAGCAGACGCUGCGGCUGACCCAGACACGCCCCCCAUUGGGGGUAUUUCCUCCCGCUCUGCAAGCCCCAAUGACUUCAGGUGCAAGAAACGCCCGGCGCCCCCAAAGCCUGUUCCAAAGGCCCCCGGCUCUAACUCAGCCCUUCCUCACUCCCAGCCCUCCUCUUCCUCUCCCUCUCCAGCUAUUAGCAUAGAGAGCCUAUCCUCUGCCUCUGACCAUAGCUCCUCCCACCCAGCUUCCCUAGGGGGUGGGGCCACAGGCGAUCAGGACAACCCUUUCACCAAGAGCGUAUCAGAGCCCUCCAUCUGUGGGCCCUGUGGUGGUUUCACCCCCACCCCCUCCACCUCAGCCAAUCGCCUCUCUCCGAGCCCCUCCCCUCCUCCCCAGUCAGCCAAUCCUCGCUCUGCUCCGGCCACUCCGCAGAGCAAUCGGAGCGCCAGGCCCCCGCCCCCAAGACCUCCAACGACACCCAGCCCCCUGGCAGCAUCAAGUGCUAUCCCAGUUCCACCCCCCAAGCGGACUUGUAAGGAAAACCCUUUCAACAGGAAAGCCUCUCCCUCCCCUGUUUCCUCCCCUAAAACCAGACCCCCUAGAGGCCCUCGCCCCGCCCGGCCCCCCGCCCCUGGACACGGCUUCCCCCUCAUCAAACGCAAGGUGCAGUCAGACCAGUACAUCCCAGCUGAGGACAUCCAUGGAGAGAUGGGAGAGCUGGAGAAACAGCUGGAUGAGCUGGAGCAGAGAGGAGUGGCUUUGGAGAGAGAACUACGCGAUAACCCCAAUGGUAAAACUAUCAUAUAAACCUCUCAAGACUAG
Molecule: messenger RNA, 3692 nt
Organism: Oncorhynchus kisutch (coho salmon)
Lineage: Eukaryota; Metazoa; Chordata; Actinopteri; Salmoniformes; Salmonidae
Product: MICAL-like protein 1
Exons: 11
Coding region: 846-3677 (943 amino acids)
Molecular function (GO): protein binding
Source: RefSeq, a predicted model, not a curated record